Molecule: messenger RNA, 3411 nt
Organism: Babesia bigemina
Lineage: Eukaryota; Apicomplexa; Aconoidasida; Piroplasmida; Babesiidae
Exons: 3
Coding region: 1-3411 (1136 amino acids)
Source: RefSeq, a predicted model, not a curated record
AUGGAUAUGCUAGAUCAGGACUCGGAGGCGUGCCUCGAGUGGUUCCGUCCGUGGCUCGAGUCAAUAGCUGCGUCCGAGUCACCGCGGUCUUCAACGUGGGACGAAAACAUUCCGCACUACACAAAGCUCCAAAACGCCGCCUCCUUGAACGAGAUAGCGAUAGAACUGUAUCACGAGAUACACAAAGGCGACCUUUCUCUGCAGGAGCUCACCCAGCAUAUUGGACAAAUAGGCGAUGUGCUUAACCAAGUGGACCUCAGGCAGCUCGCCACCCAGCCGAAGUCGCGCAGUAACAAGAUGCUCACGGCAUUCCUCGACUCCUCUGACAUAUCGGAUGCGCUGCAGGAGUGCCACCAGCAGGAUUCUUACGCGUACGUAUACCUGCUGGUGAGGCUGCUGUACGAGGUGUUGCUGUACACCAAGUCAACUUCCGUGAGACUCUUCUGUUUCUAUCAAAUCGUAAGGAACACGAAGGUCAUGCGUAUUCUCUUCGGGCUCUUCACGCGUGAAGUUUGCAUAAGGGGUGCGGAGGGGUACGUUGAGGGCAAAACUCCCGCCGUGGUUGACGCGCUCGACACCAUAGGGCAGCUGCCCCGGCAAUUCUCUGUCAACGUGAUGGACACUAUACUUAUGCAAAUGCUGGAGGCGCACGAUAUAAACCUUAAGGUAUGUGGGUUCGAACUGCUGAAGCUUUGUCCACGCAUCGUUGCCUGUAAUCCGCAGCUGCUGGGCGAGCUUCGGGACGCGCUGGUCGGGCCUGUUGAUGAUUUCGCCACCAAAUCUGCCGUAGCGCUGAUCGGUGUGCUGGAAUACGUCCCAAAGGAGGUUGCGCAGAUAUUUUUGAGAUGCAGCCACGAGCACACUCUUGCGGUAGAGUGCAGCCCCCAACGGGUACAGUCAUUUUGCUGCGUCGCGCUUGGGUGCCGUCUUCAACCACUCUACAAAACGGCGUUUCGCAUGUGUUGGAACAUCUGGAUCCACAUCGAAUCGUGUAGGGAGCAGCGGCAGACGUCGGAGACGCUUAUCGUUCGUGAAUCGCAAUUCUACUUGAUGCUGACCAGCACGAUUCUCUGUCUGGACCGUCCAGAUUUGGAGAUGCGACAGAGACGAAGGCUGGAGUCGCUUUUUUACGACCAGAGGGAACGGGAAUCCGGCAUGGAAGUGGCACUCUGUCUCAACCUACUCUACAAACACUACGCAGAUGUCAAAGAGCUAACCAAGCUAUGUAAAAUGGAAGUCAAAGGGACCAACGUUUAUAAGGAUAUGAACUGUAUUCUAUUCAAGAUGAUCAUUCGGCAGUUCAAGGAAAGUAAGAGCUCGAAGACAUUCGUGAACGCUGUUGCCCUAUUCGAGUCUUUGGUGUUCACAGACGCCGCCAACAUUAAACUGCUACGUGAUAUCAAAGACGCGUUCAAGCAUUUGAAGGCAAACUAUUCGGAGUACAUGCUACGCAUCUUGCGAGUAGCUGCCACGCAGUACCCCGCCCUCACCGGCGAACUGAGUUACCUCCAAACGAUAGUCUUGCGGAUGAUGGCAAACAUCAUCAAAAUGUGCUACGUCGUCGAACCACAAAAGUUGGCCAGAAUGAUGCCCGAAAUCAAGGAAGUUGUUGAACUCACCGAUCUGAGGUUCCUCUUCAAGCCGCUGCUCUCUACGGAAGAUUUCGGUACAUUGGACGACGGACUAACGGCGACGCAGGUGAACCUUUGGGUGGGCACCUUGUACGACUUGACCCACAUAAAGCCUCCAAAGAUACACAACUUCGUAACUGUGCCUGUGACCAUCGAUUUGUUGACAGGGAAGCUGAGAAACGUCGGUGAGACGGGUCCGGUGAGGGUCACCGUCAUAACGAAAAAGGACGGCUUCAACUCCAGCGUACUGCAUGGGCACGUUCGCUCGUUGUUUGUAGAUGGCUUUGAAAGAAUCGGCAGCGGGGGUGUAAUGGGUCUGGCAAUAAACCUCGCCUUGAGGCUUGGGUUAUAUGACGAAGCGGCAAACUAUCUCAGGCAGCUGGAGCUGUGGACGAGCGAAACGCUGCUGUGGUUUCAUGCGCUGCACUUAUACGCCAAAGCGGAGAUAGAAUCCGACGAAAUCAAAGCCGUGCAGCUGCGAGUGCAGUGCUUGGAUGCCUUGGAGACAUACAGUCACCAGUGCACUUCGUGGGCAGUGGGCGAUUCCAAAAACGAUGUGAUGGCACCGGAACUGAAUUACAACGUCCCGGGCCUAGUGACACACGUUUGGUGUGUCCUCAGACUUGUGUUUCAGGUGGCUGUCGGCCACCUGCAGCAAGCGCUAAACGAAAGCCCCUAUGGCCCAACAGCACUGGCACCCGUGUUCGUCGGAUUAUUCGGUCACUUCAAGACGCUCAGAUGGGCAUUCCGAGAUCUAUGUUGCGAAACCACACACAUUUUACAGGUCUACGAGGGUCUCUGCAUCCUGCUCCACGCCAUCUGCUCGGUGGAACCGGCGCCGGAGGUUAAAAAGGAGGAAGCCGGAAGUCAAAAUCCGGAGGACUCACAACACAACACAGAUCCGGAUGAAGCACUGAGGAACUACAUAACGAACCUAUUCUCCGAAGACGAUGUCCACAUGCCCGAAACCUUCGCAAUUGUGGAACUUAUCGACCCGGCGAUACGGGCUCAACUCUAUGCGGCGCCCGCCAUAAUGGCGGCCCACAAAACCCUCAUCGGCGCUGUGACGAAACCAUGCAGCGACGUCGCUGCGGCGAAGGUGGAACCGGCGGUGCCACAGGUGAUGCCAACACACGUGUCUCAGCUGUCCCUCGAGAGCGUCCUGAAAGAGUUCGUCCUGUUCUCUCGUGUGCGCACCAACAAAGAGAAAAACAGCACUAGGAAAUCGACCGUUUCCGAUGAUUCUAACGCGGUUGCGGCAACGCAGUGCGACGCAUUCGUCUCAUACUUGUCGAGGGAUAUGGACCCCCUGGCGCCGUUGCUACUUCUUGCCAAGACGUGCGACACACAUAACAAGAACGCAAAGGCUGUUGAGGAGCUGCUGAAAGCUAUAAGAGCCCUCCAGCUGCCAAUGCCGGUGGGGGUCAUCAAAACGUUCCCCCUCCCCUUCGCGGCCUUGACAGCACUGGUGGUAUACGAGCAACGUUCCGGCGACGGCCCAGCGGCCGUACACAUACAAGGGUCAAUGCGUAACUGUGCUUGCCGGGUGGCGUGGAUCAAGAUAAAGCUCGAGGUGCUCGACGAUGGUGCCAGCAGCCCCGUGAUAUUUAGAAAAAGGUUCAAAAUGCAUCGCAACGUUAUAGACAAGUAUGUACACCUGUACUUGGAUCUACAAUACGUCGAAGCGCUCAGCUUCAGCUGUCUGCCGCUGAACAGUGGCGGCUACCCCUGCGGCGUGCCCACACAUUUCAGGCCGACGUUGCGGGAGAUACCUACCUGA